AUGGAUUCGGACUCGGAGUACGAGCAGCAGCUGUCGCAGGAUCGGCGGGCGUCUGCCAGACAGGGAUUAGCCCCAGCCCGCGAGCUCCAACUUGGUGACGAUGCUGGCACAUGGGACGUCGACCUCUUUGCUCCUGCGCAAUCAUCCACUCAACAACAACAACAACAAUUUCCCUUCCACAUACCACCCGAAGAAUAUAGCGAACCAUCUUCCUCGCCCGCAUCCUCCGCACCCGGCUCUGUCAUCAGCCUGAACUCCCACCAAUCCGAACGCGCAGACGAAGCCGACGACGACGAUUUCGAGCUCAUCCACGAUAUCCAAAUCCCACAAGCCAGCUUUGACGGAACUGCUGAGCACAAUCUUCCCGGACACAGCGACCCGUACCAUCGCACCAUCCGCGAGCUGAAUACGCAGUACUCCUCCGCCAGGGAGCACAUCAGCGCUUUUGCUGAGCGUAUCUACAAGCCUGCUGUGCCAGGCACCAGCAUUAUGGAGGGCAGGAGCAGCAAUGACUACGACAGCCCGGACUGGCCGCAAGCUGGUGAGAAUGCGGACCCGCAAGACCUGGCUGGUCCAGGAGCAACUGGCCGGUUAGAAUGCAACGUCAGGGAUCCGCAGAAAGAGGGCGAGGGCACUCAGAAUCCAUAUGUUUCCUACCUGGUGACGACGGAUACCGAUUUCAAAUCUUUCCAAUCUUCGCAUGUUGCUGUCCGCAGGCGCUUCACGGAUUUCGCUUUCCUCUAUAGGACCUUGGCAAAAGAGUAUCCGCAAUGCGCAGUCCCACCUCUUCCGGACAAACAAAACAUGUCGUACGUCCGAGGAGACCGCUUUGGUCCCGACUUUACUGCCAGGCGGGCGUACUCACUGGCGAGGUUUCUCAAACGCCUAUCUCUUCAUCCCGUUUUGCGUAGAGCUACGGUUCUGACGCUAUUCUUGGAGUCGAACGAUUGGAACACCGUCAUGAAGUCACGGCCGAAUCGAGGCAUGAGCAGCAGUGAGACCGCGAAUAGUUCAGUGUUGGAGAGUUGGACGGACAGCUUCUUGAACGCGUUCACCAAACCGCACAAGACGGAUAAGCGCUUCCAAGAGGUCAACGAUCGUGCGGGCAAAUUGGACGAUGACCUUGGGACUGUCAGCAAGACUGUCGCUCGCGUAGCUAAGCGCGAGGGUGAUCUUGAAGCGGACUAUGCAGACCUCGCAACACAAUUUCAAAAGCUUGCAACUCUGGAGCCAGGCGUGCAAGAUGAGCUCACGAAAUUUGCGACCAGCGUGCAGAAUACAAGCGAGGGCUGGAAAAUUCUCAAGGACCACACCGAUCAGGAUUAUCUGGGCUCACUGAAGGACAUGGAGGCUUAUAUAGCGUCAGUGAAAGCUCUGUUGAAAACACGAGAGCAGAAGCAACUGGACUUCGAGGGUCUGACGGACUAUCUCAACAAAGCAGCACAAGAGCGCGACAACCUUGCCAGCCACGGCUCAAUCGGUGCCUCUGGCUUUCUGAGACAGAAGAUUGAAGAUGUGCGAGGUGUGGACCACGAGCAAUCCCGACGCGAACGAGUACGAAAGCUUGAGGUGCAGAUUAGCCGCCUACAGACCGAAGUGGAAAAUGCCAAGAAGACAACGGAAGCAUUUGAUGAGGAAGUCGACAAGGAGGUGUCUGACUUUGAGCGGAUCAAAGCUGUCGAGUUCCGCGACAGCCUGGGUGGAAUGGCCGAUGCGAACAUCGACUUCUUCAAGAACAAUAUCGACGUGUGGGAGCGCUUCAUCUCGGAUAUGGAGAAGCAGCAAGCAGAAGCCGCGGCGGCGCAGGCUGCGUGA
Molecule: messenger RNA, 1815 nt
Organism: Lecanosticta acicola
Lineage: Eukaryota; Fungi; Ascomycota; Dothideomycetes; Mycosphaerellales; Mycosphaerellaceae
Source: the annotation of a GenBank genome assembly